GAAUCUGCAUUUAUACGUCGUUCUUCGCUACCCCACCAUUCAAUGCAUCAGACUCGCAACAAUAUAGACACAGAAAAUAGAGCGACAAUCCUAGGCCCCCCACCUCCACCCUCACGCUCUCUCCCUUUCAGUUUCUUUAAAUUCAAUCCACCACCCCCUCAACACUUCCUUAAUCAAUUCCCACCCAAAUCAGGCUCUUCUCCUGCUUUGAACCAAACCCAUUUCUUCUGUUCUCUUCUUGCUUUCAGUCUACAACACACAUAUUAUAUACAUAUAUAUAUGUGAUGGCUAUUCAAACGCAGCCGCAUUCGGAAAAUUUUGGGUUUCAUUUCGGCGGGUCGCAGAUUUGGAUGGAAAAUGGUUGUGGGAUCAAUCAAUCGGUGGAUUUUUCUCGGAGCGUGGAGAUUGAUCGGGUCAUCGGUUUACAGAGCGAGAGCUUGAGAUGGGCUUUGCAAGAGCAGAGCAAGCGGCAAAUCGCUUUGAUUUUGAGGAAAUAUGAAUCGGAAUCGGCGGUUUUGCUGAGACAGAAAGACGAAGAAAUAGCGAAAGCCAUGAGCAGAACGAUGGAGCUCGAAGAACUGAUGAGAAGAAUGGAGAUGGAGAAGCACGCGUGGCAGAGAGUGGCCAAGGAGAACGAAGCCAUGGCCGCGACUCUGAGCAACGCGAUCCAGCAACUCAGAGACAAUAAUGCCGAUUUUUUGGGCAAUGGGGUUGAAGACGAAGAAUCGUGCUGCGAUACGGCGACGAUUUCCAGACAUCGUCGCCGAGAAAACGAACAAGAACGGAUAACGAGAAAGAUGGUCUGCAAAAGCUGCGAUUCUCGGAAUUCGUGCGUUGUUUUCCUGCCCUGUGGGCACCUUUGUUCAUGCAAAGCUUGCCAAGCCUGUUUGGACUCUUGCCCCAUCUGCGGGAUGGUGAAGACAGCUAGCGUAGAGGCUAUGAUUUGAUUUGGGUUGGUUUUUCUGGGAAAGUCGUGUAUUUUCCGGGAAAGGGGAAGGAAAUUGUUGGGUGAAUGAACAGAACAGGCGACCCACUUUGCUCGUGCAGUUUCAUUUUUCCUUUUCCCCCCUGUCCGUCAUACACUCAUUAUAUACAUAUUCCUUUCUCUCUGUUCAUAUUUGAUUUAUAUAUUUGAACGACUUCUUUCCCACUC
Molecule: messenger RNA, 1153 nt
Organism: Diospyros lotus (date-plum)
Lineage: Eukaryota; Viridiplantae; Streptophyta; Magnoliopsida; Ericales; Ebenaceae
Product: probable BOI-related E3 ubiquitin-protein ligase 2
Exons: 2
Coding region: 285-947 (220 amino acids)
Molecular function (GO): ubiquitin-protein transferase activity
Source: RefSeq, a predicted model, not a curated record